UAGUGACCUAAAAGUUCGCAGAAAAAUUAAAAACAACAAGUCCAAAGUCAAAGCUUUAGGAUUAUUUUACAACAGCAUGCUUAACUGAAACCGCAAGCCAACGAUCUGGAUCAAAAACUGUGUAAGGAUAUCAUUUUUAUACGACGACAAGAUGGAAGAAAGCAAGACUAAACGACCCCGCUAUCAAUACACGAAACGCCAAAGAGGAUUCUCGAUUUGCCAUUCGAGUUCAACGCUACCGACGACCGACAAAGACGACGCUCAAAAAAUUAAAAUUAAAACAUUACCGUCAAUAUUAAUUCACAGUGGAGACGUCGAUUCUGACUUCUCGGAAAAGCAAAAAACUUCAUAUGACUGCACGCAUCUUAACCCGAGUAACACUUUAGACGCUGCAGUUGCUCAGAAUAAUUCUGGUUUGCUAGAACGACUUUUGACGUCUGCAGCGAAUAUCUCUCUCGAUGGACUGAACGCAAGYGGAGGGACUCCGAUUCAUGAAGCUGCUUUCCAAGGAAAGCUAUCGUGUUUAAGGGUUUUUAUGAAGUUUGGUGCARAUGUGAAUUUACGAGAUCGGGAAGGAUGGACACCAUUACAUGCUGCUAUCUGUGGUGGUGAUCCUGAUACGGUUUUAUUAUUAUUGAAGUAUGGUGCAAGUAUUAAUGCUGAAGCCAACGAUGGUAUAAAACCUAUUGAUAUGGCUAUGCAAACAGACGACCAGAGGAUUGUGAAUUUUUUUAUGAACAGAAAUGAAUCCUUACAAGAAAAAGAAGGAAUUGCGCCACUGGCUAUGGAAGAGGGUUUGGAACCGGAUUAAAUUGAAUUUACCAAAAUUUACCUGAAAUAUUGUAGAAUUUAUCUACGUUUACGACUAUUGUCGUACGGCAUUACAAAAAAGACAUACGAAUUCUCCAGUUAAUUAGUACAAGAAUCGUAGCUUUAAAGUCAUAAGACCAAAUUUAAAGACUAAAUGACCAAAAGGCUUUGCAUUUUUCACUUUAUUUACAAAGUCACUCAAAGUAUCUUCAAAAGUUCGACGUAUUCUUUCGGCAGAUGGCGCAGCCGUGAAUAUUUUAAAACAAAACAAACUGAAUAUAAUCCGAAGGAUAGCAUUUCUAAUUCAAAACAAUACGGGCAAAUCGAAAAUUGAAUAAUUAAGCAAUUAAGGAAUAAAAUAGUCUUUAAAAAAAUGCGAAAUAGAGGUUUAUAGGAAUAUGUGUAAAAUUAUAGUUUUGAAUAAAUAUAAAGCUUAAAUUUCUUAAA
Molecule: messenger RNA, 1257 nt
Organism: Actinia tenebrosa (Australian red waratah sea anemone)
Lineage: Eukaryota; Metazoa; Cnidaria; Anthozoa; Actiniaria; Actiniidae
Molecular function (GO): protein binding
Source: RefSeq, a predicted model, not a curated record